Messenger RNA from Capsella rubella, 1116 nucleotides. Its product is annotated as GDSL esterase/lipase At5g42170. Gene Ontology annotation, cellular component: extracellular region. The record is from RefSeq and is a predicted model, not a curated record. NCBI's taxonomy places the organism in Eukaryota, Viridiplantae, Streptophyta, Magnoliopsida, Brassicales, Brassicaceae. The transcript is spliced from 6 exons. Gene Ontology annotation, molecular function: hydrolase activity, acting on ester bonds.
AUGUCACGUUUGGUGUACAUAUUCUACUUGUUAGUACUGGUUGAAGGUAGCAGAAAGACAUUUACAUUAGAUCAAAAUACUGAAACUAACGCAACAGAAGCCAAAGUAGAAGGGAAAGGUACAAUAAAACUACCGCCGGGUAUUACUUUUUCUGGUGUCAUAACAUUUGGAGACUCAAUAGUGGAUAGUGGAAACAACAACAAUCUCCGUACAAGAUUAAAAUGUAACUUUCCUCCUUACGGUAAAGAUUUUCCAGGCAAAAUUGCUACUGGAUGAUUUUCUGAUGGAAGAGUUCCAUCUGAUAUUGUGGCAGAAAGACUAGGAAUAGCAAAGACAAUACCAGCAUACUUAAAUCCAAAGCUGAAAAAUGAAGAUCUUCUUAAAGGUGUAAAUUUUGCUUCAGGUGGUUCUGGUUACGACCCGUUAACAGCUAAACUAGUGAGAGUGAUAUCUUUAUCAGAUCAACUAAAAUAUUUUCAAGAGUAUAAAGAAAAAAUCAAAGUAACAGUUGGCGAAGAGAAAGCUAAUUUUAUGGUGAAAAACAGUCUUUACCUUGUGGUAGCUAGCAGUAAUGAUAUUGCUCAUACAUAUAUGGCACGCUCCCUCAAAUAUAAUAGAACUUCAUAUGCUGACUAUUUGGCUGAUUUAUCUUCUAAAUUUGUCAGGGAUAUAUAUAAACAUGGAGCUCGAAGAAUCGGAGUGUUUAGUGCAGUACCAGUUGGAUGUGUACCAGCAGCUAGAACAAUUCAUGGAAGAUUGAAGCGAAAAUGUUCAAAAAAACUAAACGAAGUAGCUCUUCACUUUAACACAAAGAUAUCUCCGAAGUUGGAUGCUUUAGGAAAAGAGUUACCCGAUAGUAAAAUUGUGUUUAUUGACGUAUAUGAUACUCUUAAUGACAUGAUAGAAAACCCUAAAAACUAUGGAUUUGAAGUAUCAACUAGAGGAUGUUGUGGAACAGGACUACUAGAAGUAUUAUUUUUGUGCAACAAAAUCAAUCCUUUUACAUGCAAAAAUUCAUCUUCUUAUAUAUUUUGGGAUAGUUACCAUCCAACAGAAAAAGCUUACCAAAUUAUCGUUGAUAAGUUGUUAGGAAAAUACAUUAUGCAACUAGUAUGA